Molecule: messenger RNA, 555 nt
Organism: Gigantopelta aegis
Lineage: Eukaryota; Metazoa; Mollusca; Gastropoda; Neomphalida; Peltospiridae
Product: keratin-associated protein 4-3-like
Exons: 1
Coding region: 1-555 (184 amino acids)
Source: RefSeq, a predicted model, not a curated record
AUGUGCAUCAGCUUGCGUUUAUCUGCGUCUAUAUGCAUUAGUCUGCGUCAAUUUGUGUCAUCCUGCGUUGAUUUGUGUCAUCCUGCGUCGACCUGCGUCGAUCUGCGUCAGCCUGCGUCCACCUGUAUCAGUCUGCGUCGAACUGCGUCAGUCUGCGUCGAUCUGUAUCGAUCUGCUUCAACCUGUGUCGACCUGUUUCAGUCUGCGUCGAUCUGUGUCAGCCUGUGUCGAUCUGCUUCAGUCUGCGUCGAUCUGUGUCAGCCUGUGUCGACCUGUGUCGAUCUGCUUCAGCCUGCGUCGAGCUGUGUCAGCCUGUGUCGACCUGUGUCGAUCUGCUUCAGCCUGCGUCGAGCUGUGUUAGCCUGCGUCGACCUGUUUCAGUCUGCAUCGAUCUGUGUCAGCCUGCGCCGACUUGCUUCAGUCUGCGUCGAUAUGUGUCAGCUUGCUUCGAUCUGCGUCAGUCUACGUCGAUCUGUGUCAGUCUGCGUCAAUUUGUGUCAGCCUGCGUCGAGUUGUGUCAGCCUGCGUCGACGUGUUUCAGUCUGCAUCAGAUAG